AUGUCUUUUACUUCGGUUGAAGGAAAAGUUGCAUUCGUAUCUGGCGCAGCUUCCGGAAUUGGAAGAGCUGUAGUAGCUCGGUUAGUUAAAGAAGGUGCAAAAGUCACUAUCGCUGAUGUUCAAGAUGAUCUCGGAAAAAAGUUUGCAGAAGAACUUAAUUCUGGGAAAACGGAUCAAGUCGCUAUUUAUGAACAUGUCGAUGUAUCUAAUUGGAAUGAAUAUUUGGCUGCGUUCAAGAAAACUAUACAAACUUUCGGUCAUAUUGAUAUUGUUGUAAACAAUGCUGGUUUAUUCACAGAAGGAAAUUGCAUGUUUGAUGACUCUGAAGAACCCCCACAUGCAUUAAAACUGAUCGACGUAAAUUUAAAAGGUGUACUUAACGGAACAAAACUUGGAAUUAAAUUUUUAAAGCAGAAUGGAAAAGACGGCGGAGUAAUUGUUAAUACUUCAUCAAUUAGUGGCCUCUAUACUUCUCCCUUUGUUCCAUACUAUACCGCAACCAAAUUUGGUGUAAUCGGUUUAUCAAUUUCCAUUGCAGAAACUUCAGCUGUGCAAAAUAUUCGCGUUAAUGUCGUUGCUCCGGGAGCAGUAAAUACUCCUCUGAUGAAAGAUAUAGCUCAUACAAUCCCUGAUGAUCAGUGGGUAGAUCUAAAUGAAGUAGUUGAUGGAUUCUUUAAAUUUUUUACCAAUCCAUCUUAUAAUGGCGAAAUUAUCACUAUAUUAAAUGGUUCAUCUAGUUUUGUUGAUAAAUCAAAAUUUGCCUUACCUAACCCUUUAAUGAAUGAUUUCGAAUUAUCGAAAUUUGGCGAAGUAAUUGGAAAUAAAUAA
This is a messenger RNA of Rhizophagus irregularis DAOM 181602=DAOM 197198, 828 nucleotides long. RefSeq lists its product as uncharacterized. Gene Ontology annotation, molecular function: oxidoreductase activity, acting on the CH-OH group of donors, NAD or NADP as acceptor. The record is from RefSeq and is a predicted model, not a curated record. Gene Ontology annotation, cellular component: cytoplasm. Lineage: Eukaryota; Fungi; Glomeromycota; Glomeromycetes; Glomerales; Glomeraceae.